Colletotrichum paranaense is the source of this 906-nucleotide messenger RNA. RefSeq lists its product as uncharacterized. Lineage: Eukaryota; Fungi; Ascomycota; Sordariomycetes; Glomerellales; Glomerellaceae. The record is from RefSeq and is a predicted model, not a curated record. Bases 1 to 906 code for a protein of 301 amino acids. The transcript has a single exon.
AUGUCUUCUUCCAAGCCUAUUCAGUUCAACAACCGCGUCGCCAUCGUCACCGGCUCCGGCCGCGGACUCGGCCGUCAACAAGCCAUCCUCCUCGGCAGUCUAGGAGCUUCUGUCAUCGUGAACAGCACCACUCCAGCAACAGCCAAGUCCACCGUUGAUGCCAUUGUCGAGGCGGGUGGCAAAGCUAUCGCUUGCGUCGGUUCCGUCACUGAACCGUCUGUCGCCGAGUCUCUAGUCAAGACUGCCAUCGACACAUUUGGCCGCAUCGACAUCGUUGUUAACAAUGCCGGUACAUAUCAGGACAAGGCUUUUGACAAGACCACCGUCGCCGACCUACGGGAGAUGCUCUCAAUCCACGUGGAGGGCUCUUACAACCUUACUCGGGCUGCCUGGCCACACAUGCAGAAGCAGAAGUAUGGUCGCGUCGUCAUGAUUACCUCUCACACGAUUUUUGGCAUGCCCGGUAUCUCCAACUACGCGGCUGCGAAGGCGGCUCUUAUCGGUAUGGCCAAGACGCUUGCUGUCGAGGGAGAAGCGCAUGGCAUCCACGUCAACUCGGUGGCUACGACUGCUUACACGGAUACCACUGCUGCCAACGCCCCCGAGCAGAUGAGGGGAUUCAUGAAGGCCAACCUACCUGCUUCUGAGCCAGCGCGUGCCGUCGUAUGGCUCACCAGCGAGGAUUGCAAGGUGAAUGGGGAAGUCCUUGGUGCUCAGGGGAGGAUCGUCAAUCGAAUCUUCUUGGGCGACACAAAGGGCUUCAAGGGGUCGAGCAACGAGGAGUGGACUGUUGAAAGGGUCAGAGAUAAUUGGGAGGCGGUGGUUGAUGAGAAAGACUACGCCGCGCCGAAGAACACGAACGAGAUUGGCGGGAUGUUGUUUCAACGCCUUUCAAGUGAUUCCUAG